This is a messenger RNA of Abrus precatorius (Indian licorice), 2127 nucleotides long. Its product is annotated as cyprosin-like. The record is from RefSeq and is a predicted model, not a curated record. Gene Ontology annotation, biological process: proteolysis; lipid metabolic process. The transcript has 14 exons. Bases 489 to 1973 code for a protein of 494 amino acids. NCBI's taxonomy places the organism in Eukaryota, Viridiplantae, Streptophyta, Magnoliopsida, Fabales, Fabaceae. Gene Ontology annotation, molecular function: aspartic-type endopeptidase activity.
AAAAUCUUCCCAAAAAAAGAUGUGAUAUGAUGUUACAAGACUCACUGCAUUCCCAUCUCUCAAACUAGAAAGAAGAACUUCACCACAGAGAUUAGACAGAAACAUUAAAACGUUUUGACAACGUGGUUAACCGUAUUACUCGUACGUAUGUGGAAGAGCACUCCGGUUAUCCUACGUUAAUCGAAGCACUCUGGUCUUGUAUUUUACGUUGCUAACUAAGUGUUAAACCCUGAAACUACUUAGUUUACCGUACAAUAAAUUCCACUAUCCUACACGAAACUACGCAGUGGUUUCCAUGCAAGGCUAAAUUGUUCUCUUGCACCAUCAUAAGUGAAAAUUUUUCAUACUUGUUACCAACUUGAUUAAUCAUUUAUAUAUCAAAGGCAAGUUAUGUUACUCCUCUGUGUUGUAGUUCCGUGCCUGCACUAUAACGUAACUCUGUCUCAAUAGCCAUGCUUUAAGACUCAGUUAUCAGGGGAUUUGAAAACAUGGGUUUGAAGUAUUUGGUGGUUGUGAUUUUUCUGUGUGGUUGCUUUGGAUCUUUGGCUGUUACAACUUCUGACGAUGGGUUAAUGAGGGUUGGUCUAAAAAGGAAGAGUUUAGACGUUAACAGUCUUAAUUCUGCAAGGAUCAAGGGGGUUGUUCAUCAUUUGAAAACAGAUGCAGUGUAUCUGAAGAACUAUCUUGAUGCACAAUAUUUUGGGGAAAUUGGUAUUGGGUCACCUCCACAAAGCUUCAAAGUUGUGUUUGACACUGGAAGCUCCAAUCUUUGGGUCCCCUCUUCCAAAUGCGUCUUGUCUAUUGCUUGCUAUUUUCAUUCCAAGUACAGGUCCAAGCUAUCUAACACCUAUACGAAAAUAGGAACACCUUGCAAGAUCCCUUAUGGCCGUGGACACAUUCCUGGCUUCUUCAGCCAAGAUUAUUUAAGAGUUGGUGAUAUAAUCGUCAAAGAUCAAAAAUUUGCUGAGAUUACAAAGGAAGGACCCUUGGCCUUUUUAGCACUGCAUUUUGAUGGGAUACUUGGACUUGGAUUCCAGGAUAAGUCAGUGGGACAAGUCACACCAGUGUGGUACAAUAUGAUAGAACAAGGGCACGUGAGUCAAAAAGUUUUCUCUCUUUGGCUAAACCCAGACCCAAUGGCAAAGAUAGGGGGUGAGAUUGUUUUUGGUGGCAUUGACUGGAGGCACUUUAGGGGUGAACACACUUAUGUUCCACUUUCUCAAAAGGGUUAUUGGCAGAUUGAGGUGGGAGAUAUUCUGCUUUCAAACAAUUCAACAGGGUUAUGUGAGGGUGGUUGUGCUGCUAUUGUUGACUCGGGGACAUCUUUGAUUGCUGGACCAACAAGAAUUGUGACUCAAAUUAACCAUGCCAUUGGAGCAGAAGGAUAUGUGAGUUUUGAAUGUAAAAACAUCAUCCAUAAUUAUGGCGAUUCAAUAUGGGAAUAUUUAAUUUCCGGGUUAAGACCAGAAAUUGUAUGCGUUGACAUUGGACUUUGCUCACGUAAUCACUCAUACGUAGUGAAUGAUGUUAUCGAAACAGUGGGUCAUAAUGAAAGUUGGGGUGAGUCACGAACCAGGGAGAGCCCCUUGUGUACUUUUUGUGACAUGAUUGUCUUUUGGGUUCAAGUUCAGCUUAAGCAAAGGAAUACAAAGGAAAAAAUAUUGAAAUAUGUGGAUGAGCUGUGUGAGAAGCUUCCCAAUCCCGUGGGACAAACAUUUAUAAACUGUAAUAAUAUUGCAUCCAUGCCACAAAUUACAUUCACGAUUGGGAACAAAUCAUUUCCUCUUUCUCCAGAACAGUAUAUCCUAAGAAUUGAAGAAGGUUGCUCUACUGUCUGUUAUGGCGGUUUUGUUAGUCUUGAUGUGCCACCUCCGCAGGGUCCCCUCUGGGUUCUUGGAGAUCUUUUCUUGGGGGCAUAUCACACAGUGUUUGAUUAUGGCAAUCUUCGUAUAGGAUUUGCUGAAGCUGCGUAGCCAUAGUUUGGUGUGACAUUAUUAGGCCAAAUUGUUUGUAGGAGAAUAAAUAAACAAAUAUUUACAUGAUUUGCAUCAACUAAAUAUCGCAGCCUUUGUAAAUGGUGAUUGGUAAUUUGAUAUAUUUCACGAAUAAGAUAACAAUAUCAUUUUC